AUGGGAGGAUGGGAGGACAAGAGGAGGACAAGAGGACACAAUGGGAGGAUGAGAAGACAAUGGGAGGAUGGGAGAUGGGAGGACAAGACAAUGGGACAUGGGACAAUGGGACAACAAGACAUGGGACAAUGGGAGGACAGGACAAUGGGACAUGGGACAAUGGGACAACAAGACAUGGGACAAUGGGACACAGGACAAUGGGACAUGGGACAACGGGACAACAAGACAUGGGACAAUGGGACACAGGACAUGGGACAUGGGACAACAGGACAACAGGACAACAGGACAAUGGGACAACAGGACAAUGGGACAACAGGACAACAGGACACAGGACACGGGACAACAGGACACGGGACAUGGGACAUGGACACGGGACAUGGGACACGGGACAUGGGACACAGGACACAGGACACAGGACACAGGACACAGGACACAGGACAACAGGACAUGGGACAAGAUAAUUGGGAGGAAGUGUAUGAAUCAAUAGCAUGA
Suillus paluster is the source of this 492-nucleotide messenger RNA. RefSeq lists its product as uncharacterized. The transcript has a single exon. The record is from RefSeq and is a predicted model, not a curated record. Lineage: Eukaryota; Fungi; Basidiomycota; Agaricomycetes; Boletales; Suillaceae. The coding region runs from base 1 to 492 and encodes 163 amino acids.